AUGUUGAAUAAGAUCCCCCACUGGUAUCUCCCGCAGAAAUUCACAUUUCUUCAUCCUUCUGGGGUUGUAUCAUAUGCGGUUAUCCGGCCACCUUCUCCAAAUGCCCGCUGCACAUCAAUUGCUAGUAAUAAUUUGCCAGUACUUCUUGCACUGCAUGGUGCUGGAGUAGAAGCAGACGAUCCUCAGUCUAAAGAGCAAUAUGAUGCACUGCCGGACCUUUGCUCCUGGCUACUCAUUCCAAGCGGUGUCACAUCAUGGAGUGGUGAUGAUUGGCACGUAUGGGGGUUUCCGGAUGCUGAAGCAGGAGUUAAUGCAAUUCCGCAAUGGAUGAAAAGUGUCGGGUGGGAAAGACAAGGUGUAGACUUGGAGAAAUGGGUAAUAACCGGACAUUCCAAUGGGGGACAGGGCGCCUGGUAUGGGCUUACACACAGAAAUGAUAAGAUAAUCGCCGCCGCGCCAUUAUCAGGGUAUCUGUCAAUUCCAGCCUAUGUCCCAUAUCACAUGUGGCAUGAGGUUGACCCUAGGAAAAUGGCUAUGAUCCUUAUGUCCUUGAACACCUAUAGAAACGAACUUUUAUCUGGAAAUAUCGUCGGCACUCCUGUGCUACAGCAACAUGGUCAAGAUGACGACAAUGUUCCUAUUUUUCAUUCAAGACGCAUGUCGCAGCUUCUAUGUGAAUCAGGCUGGGGAACUGAAUAUCUGGAGAUUCGCGGACGGGGUCACUGGUGGGAAGGUGUGAUGACUGACGGGAGACUGGCUUCAUUCCUUGAGUAUUAUCUUCACGAAAAGCCCGAGAUUCAAGCUUUGCCCGAUGUAUUCUCAGUUGUGGUUGCCAACCCAGCAGAUACUGCCGCCAGAGGAGGGAUCGUGGUUGACCAAUUGGAGACUCCAGACCAAAUUGGUCGCAUUGAUGUAGAAGUUCGUGGUGAAGUUUGGAAUCUAAAGACGUUCAACAUCCAUAGAUGGCACUUUGAAAAGCCGAGGCCAGCCGAAACUAGCUUACCGAGUCGAGUGAUAGUUGAUGAUCACGUGUUUGAUUUAAACAUUACCCACAGCUCUAAGGAUUAUGAUUGGUUCUCCGUGUCAGAAGACGGAGAGUGGUUUAAAACUGAUGACCCAAACUGGAAAUUACGCGAACGGAGUGGCCGACAAAUGGGAGCCUUGGACACCGUAUUGGGAUCCGGAUCCCGUUUCAGUAUCUUACUUCCUGAAAAGGAUAACUAUGAGAGUUAUCAUUAUGAUGUUGCUCUUGAAAUAUCACGAAAUCUUUUCCAAUAUUUCGCAGCAGACUCGGAAAUAAUUGUCAACGGCUCGCGGAAGCCGAUCAUCGGGGAUGGGAAUCUUAUUCUUCUUGACUUUCCAGAUGACAUUAGUAUUGAGACACAAGAUAUUGAUAUAAACUUUCCAAUCACAAAGUCUGGAAAGGCUAUUGUGAUCGUCGACGACCGGGGUCGUCGUCAUCGAUAUCCACUGGAACCCGUCAUAUGGGGUACGGAUGAAAUGGGCCUUCGCACUGCUGCACGCAUGCUGCCGUUGAGGACAGGUGUUGGUCAACCAAACUUUAUUGUUGUCGGGAAUGAGAUGAAAUGGGGAGGAGCCGGGGGUGCGAAAGCAAUGGGGAUGUUUGAUUACCUAUGGCGGAUAUACAAUGCGUCUGCAACAAAUACUCCGAAAUUAGAACCUUCCAGCAGCUUCAAGAGGCAGCCUCUGGUUUCAUCAAAGAUGACAAACUCUAAUGCUUUAAAUGUUAUGGCUCACGAGGAAGAAGAGGAUGACCGUACAAGGACUCCUAAGCAAGCUAAAGCUAUCACCCAGGGCAACAACACAGAGGUUCAAAUGCUUCUUGCCAAGCUCGCUGAGCAGGAAAGAUUGAUCGAUCAACAACGGACAGCCCUUGAUAACAAAGAGAAGGAACUUGCCAAUGUUAGGACUGCUGCUCCAUUGGACUCCUAUCCUGGUGUUCCGUCUUACAAUAACACUAUCAGGGUGUCAAGUGGCUCGAGUUCAUCUCUCUCCAAUGACGUUUCUCCAGAUGUUUCAAUUGACAACUCGGAAACUUAUGGCUACCGCCCAGCUGCCCAACAUCAAAACGUUCAUGAACUCAACCGACUGCAGACAGAGUUGCAGGCCGCUCAGAGCAAUAUCUCGGCUUUAAAUCAAGAACUUGUUCAGACUAGAAUUACCAAUCAUACAUUUGAUCAAGCUCUAAGCCCAUCUAGAGAUGGCAAAUUUCCAUUGGAAGAAGAUGUCCCUGAACAUACUCUGGCUGCACUUCAGACAGCGUUUGCACAGGCUCAACUUGGCCAAACUGCACGUCAAAAUGUCCAUAGAACGGAUAUCUGGACUUCUUCUUAUGAAGAGCCAGUUGCAGAGAUUAACCAAGAAUUCCACCAAGGUCAAUCUCUUCCAAAUGGACCUUAUAAUAGACCUUCUAAUAUUUGGGGAGCUUCUUCGAAGUCUGUUACGUCACAGAACCCCGCGCUACCAUUGACUGGUCAAUCGGACCUGCAUUACUCUAAUCCUCUUCGCCGUGUCUCUGCACUUGAGCCUAACGAUGUUUAUGUUACCGGCAACCGUGGAUGGAAUGGCAGUCGCUCUUUCACUAGCCAAGCUGGUCCCCCAAUUGCCGGGUUCCGUCGAUCUUCUUAUAAUCCUCAGGCUGUACCAUUUCGUUCGGGCUUUGACCAUGGAACGAUUGGUGGAGAAAAGGUCACAUCGAAUGCAUACACCCCAAGCCCCAUUGGUACACCCCUUUCUACUUCUUCAAGUAAUGAAUUUGCUGCUGCCACUGGGAAUAACAGUGCCAUCUGGGGACCACAGUCUCAAAGCCCCCAGCAGCAAACAUAUAUCUCCACAAUGGAGCCUUUGAAUUACAGACGGCUUCUUGAGAGAAGUGUCAACUGUAACUGGAAGUACAUCGUAGAUAAGAUUGUUUGCAACAAUGAUCAACAGGCAUCUAUCUUUCUCCAGCAGAAACUCAAAAUUGGCACCGCAGAACAAAAGCACGCAAUAGUCGAUGCAAUCGUUGCACAGGCUUAUCCAUUGAUGAUCAAUCGUUUUGGCAACUUUCUUGUGCAGCGCUGUUUCGAACACGGCACCUCGAAUCAGAUUGACGGGAUUGCUAGUGCUAUCCGUGGAAAUACGUUAACUUUAAGUAUGGAUGCUUUUGGAUGCCAUGUUAUCCAAAAGGCUUUUGAUUGCGUUUCAGAGGAUUUUAAGGCCACGAUGGUCGCCGAACUCCUCCGCCGAAUUCCCGAGACAGUAAUCCAUAGAUAUGCCUGCCAUGUCUGGCAAAAAUUGUUCGAGCUUCGAUGGACCGAAUCUCCUCCACAGAUUAUGAAAUAUGUCAAUGAGGCGUUGCGUGGAAUGUGGCAUGAAGUAGCUCUGGGAGAAACCGGAAGUCUUGUCGUUCAAAAUAUUUUUGAGAAUUGUCUUGAAGAAGAUAAGCGCCCUUGUAUCGAUGAGGUCCUAGAAUGUAUUAACAUUAUUGCACAUGGACAAUUUGGAAACUGGUGCAUUCAACACAUUUGUGAGCAUGGAGCUCCAUUAGAUCGCACCAGGGCAGUUGAUACAGUGAUCCAAAAUGCUGCGGAAUAUAGCAUGGACCAAUAUGCAUCCAAAGUGGUCGAAAAAUGUUUGAAGAUUGGAGGCGCAGAAUUUCUAGAGAGAUAUCUCGAUCGCGUCUGUGAAGGGCGUACAGAUCGUCCUCGUAUCCCUUUGAUUGACAUUGCGAGUGAUCAGUAUGGAAACUACCUCGUUCAAUGGAUCCUUCAACAUGCCUCACCUCAACAUAAGGAGCAAGUCGCUGCCCAUAUCCGCAAACACAUGGUGUCCUUACGUGGAAGCAAGUUCGGCUCCCGUGUUGGCAUGCUUUGCUGCAACCCUAUGUACAACAGGCCAGCACAGGGUACCCCUCCGGCGGCCGCACCUCGUUAUAGCAGGUACGGAUACCGCUAG
Molecule: messenger RNA, 3957 nt
Organism: Morchella importuna
Lineage: Eukaryota; Fungi; Ascomycota; Pezizomycetes; Pezizales; Morchellaceae
Exons: 16
Coding region: 1-3957 (1318 amino acids)
Biological process (GO): post-transcriptional regulation of gene expression; proteolysis
Cellular component (GO): cytoplasm
Molecular function (GO): mRNA 3'-UTR binding; serine-type peptidase activity
Source: RefSeq, a predicted model, not a curated record